UCAGUCAAGGCUAUGCACAACAGUGUUGAAGGCAACAGAAACAUGGUUUCUCUCUGUGCCAUUCUUGCCUUAGUGCUUUUGAGCUGCAGUCAGCGGAUAUCUGCAGAAACUGUAAAUACAUGCAUGGAUUCUGACCUUCAUCUUCGUUGUGAUGCUGGAGUGAUCCUUGUGAAGUCUGUAAAGCUAGGACCACAAAAACUUAAAGGUUGUGGACCUGCAACGCCACCAGACGAAAUGUAUGCUAUGUGUUUUAAACUUCCUCCAGCUGCUAAAUGGUGUAAUGGAUUAGCGGAGUGUGUGGUAAACAAGAAAAAACUUUUAGAGAACGAUCCAUGUUUUAACCCCUACAAAUACUACAUCACGACCUACACUUGCAUCCCAGCAAAAACAAGUGUGACUUGUGAAGGCAAACAGAGUGGCUUGAAGUGUGAAUAUGGUAGGAUUAAGAUAAUUGCUGCAAACUAUGGACGUACAGAUGACAGAACCUGCUUGCAAAGACGUCCAUUCAGGCGACAUCUAAACACAGACUGCUAUUCACCCAAAUCGUUGGCUCUUGUGACAAAACGAUGUGAAGGCACCCGUCUGUGUUCUGUAUCCGCCUCCAAUGAUGUUUUCUCUGAUCCGUGUUCUGGUACACGCAAGUACCUGUGGAUCUCUUACUACUGUUCAUAACGAUGGCUGAUCUUAUGGAUUUGGACCAAUUUCCUACAUCUCAUCAUUGGCUGUCAACCAAAUACAGAAUUCCACUAAUUUCCAUAACAUUAGCACUGUGGUGUGCAGUCUCUUUUCACACACUUAUUGUCAUGGACCUUGUGUUCUACAUUCAAUAAAUUCUUAAAAGAAA
Molecule: messenger RNA, 844 nt
Organism: Danio rerio (zebrafish)
Lineage: Eukaryota; Metazoa; Chordata; Actinopteri; Cypriniformes; Danionidae
Source: RefSeq, a predicted model, not a curated record